AUGGCCGACACUGCCCAUGCGGAGCGGGUUAAGCCCACCAAGCCCGAUGAGGAGGCCUACAAGGCCAACUUGGCCCAGGCUGAGAAGGAACACACCGCCGCUCAGGAGAAAUUGAACCAAAUCAAGGCCAAGUUGGACGGUGCCAAGCCCAACAACCAGGACUCGCCUGUCGCCAAAAAGCAGCAGGAACUCCGCGCCGAACUUUCCUCCAUCCGCCAAAAGCAGGCUGGCUUCAAGACCUCUCGUUCCAGCAUCCAGGAGAAGAUCAAUGGUCUAGAGUCGACUUUGAAGGCGCGCAUUGCUGAGCAGAACAACUCCCGCGGCAAGAUGUCAUUCAAGAACGUUGAGGAGAUCGACCGGGAGAUCGCCCGUCUUGAGAAGCAGGUCGACUCUGGUACCCUGAAGCUGGUGGAUGAGCGCAAGGCUCUUUCCGAUAUCUCCCAGAUGCGCAAGCAGCGCAAGGGUUUCGCCGGUCUCGAGGACGCUCAAAAGGGAAUCAACGAGUUGAAGGCGCAGAUCCAGGAGCUCCGCAAGAGCAUGGACAACCCCGAGGCCAAGGCCCUAGGUGACAAGUAUGGCGAGAUCCAGAAGGAGCUGGAUGCCAUCAAGGCCGAGCAGGACGGUGUCUACAAGAACCUGAACGCUCUCCGCGACGAGCGCACCAAGCUGCGCAACGACCAGCAGAAGAAGUACACUGCUAUCCGUGAGAUUAAGGACAACUACUUCAAGGCCCGUCGCGCCUACAAGGAGUACGAGGACGAGGCAUGGCGUGUGCGCCGUGAGCGUCAGAAGGCUGAGCGUGAUGCCUUUGAGCGUGAGAAGCGCAAGAAGGUCGCUGACAAGAAGCUCGAGGAGGCGUCCAACCUCGCCUACGUCGAUGAGAUCCUAACUGCUCAAGGUCUCAUCCGUCACUUCGACCCCGCCUACAACUUCGCUGCCCUUGGUCUAGACAACAAGAAGGAUGAGGAUAGCAACUUCCGCGCCGGCGUUGGCCGCACUGUUGACGACUCCGCCAUCAAGGGUAUGAAGGUCGUGCGCAAGGAUGAUGAGGAGGACUACUUUGUCGGCAGUGGUGGCAAGAAGGGCAAGAAGGGCGGCAAGAAGGGUGCCGCUCCCGAGGCCUCCAAGUUCAACAUGAACGUCGGUAUCAUUGAGGAGUUCAGCAAGGUCAAGAUUGAUCCCCCCAUGAACCAGUCCGACGUUCCCGCUGCUAUCGAGAAGCUGGCCGCCAAGAUCACCGAAUGGAAGAGCACCCAGGCCAGCAAGACCGAGGAGAACAUUAAGAAGGCCAAGGAGGAGAUCGCUCGCCUUGAGGAGGAGGAGACCAAAUCCGAGGAGAAGUCCAACGGCCGCAGCACUGAUGCCGCCAAGAAGCCCGCUCAGGCUAACGGUGCCCCCACGGCCGAGGCCGAGCUGACCCAGGAGAAGGAUGCCGUUGCCGAUGCAUCGGAGGAGCUUAAGAAGGCCUCCCUUGAGGACCAAGCAUAA
Molecule: messenger RNA, 1488 nt
Organism: Penicillium longicatenatum
Lineage: Eukaryota; Fungi; Ascomycota; Eurotiomycetes; Eurotiales; Aspergillaceae
Gene: bfr1
Product: putative nuclear segregation protein (Bfr1)
Exons: 3
Coding region: 1-1488 (495 amino acids)
Biological process (GO): intracellular mRNA localization
Cellular component (GO): ribonucleoprotein complex; nuclear outer membrane-endoplasmic reticulum membrane network; endoplasmic reticulum
Molecular function (GO): mRNA binding
Source: RefSeq, a predicted model, not a curated record